CAGAUCUCCGGAAGGUCGGUUCCAGUUGGCGGCGCGUACGAUCGCGGUCUCCCUAUGCGCGUGCGUGUGCGAGUGGUUUAGUAAGCGAAGUGUGCGAACAGGCGAAUGUUGUGUAAGCGCCGCUGAGCAUACGAGAUUAGCGCUUUGGACCACGGUUUCGAGGGUUCUGGGCCAUCUUUCCGGGACUUGUCAGAACUCUCAGUCUGCUGGCGCUGCGUGGAGAGUUAGUGUGUUUAACGGUGGAUCGUGCUAAAAUCGGUGAAUCAAUCCUUGUGUGGGGAGCAGUGGGAGCUGUGAACCGAGUUGUGUGUGUGGUGGUAUGGUGUAGUUGUGUGCGGUGCAUUCGAAGCCAGAAACACUGCCCUGCUCAGAUCCGUGCAGUACACGAACAAUAGUUUACUGACCCUCGGGAGCGGACCAGAGGACCCCGGAACUUGUUCUGCAGACAGCGUUCGCUGAUUCAGAGUCGCUCAAAAUGCGCUUCACACGCUCCACCCAAUGGGUGCUGGUAGUGGUGGCCACACUGCUGACGAUCGCCAGUGGCCAAAUCUCCAGUGUCGUAAGACAGCCACCCAGCCAGCAGUACAGCAGCCCGCAACAGCAACAGCAAGCGGCCCGCCAGCAGAAGUACUCGGGCAACAUUAACCUCGUGUCGGACAGCGUCACCAACCUGGCCCAGCGUAUCGCUCGGGCCAUUUCGAAUCAAAAGAGCAAAACGGAGAUCUUCUCCCCGGUCAGCAUUGCGGGCGCCCUGUCGCUGCUGCUGCUCGGUUCGGGCGGUCAAACGCAGAAGGAGCUGCUGAAAGUGAUGGGCCUGGACACCGGGGCACUGUCCUUCCAGGACAUCCAUCUGGGCUUUGGGCGCCUGUUCCAGGAUUUGGUGUCGAACGAGCCGAGCCUGGAGCCGCUCGUGACCUGGCGUCAGAACGACAAGUGCAACCGGUUCGAUGAGGAGGAAGACGACGAGGACUACCCUCUGCCACCGGCGGCCAACAGUGCGAACGAAUCGAGCCAUGAUCAGCACAAAAUAUCGCUCGCCAACGGGAUCUUCUUGCAGGACCAGUACAACCUCAGCCAGUGGUACCGGAAGGCAUCGAUGGACCUGUACCAAUCGGAAGUGCGAUCGCUGGACUUUGACGAUGACCCAGUAGGCUCCACGAACACGGUCAAUCAGUGGGUGAGCGAGAAAACGCACGGCAAGAUACCGAACAUCCUGGCCACGGCGCUGCCAUCCACCACGACGCUGGUGCUCGCCAGCGCUAUGUACUUCCGGGCCACGUGGCACAAAACGUUCAUCGAGGGUGCAACGAAACUGCGCGAGUUCUUUCCCGACGGCUACGACCAACCGCCGAUAAUGGUGGACAUGAUGGGGCACGGUGGCUGCUUCCCGUCCUACGACUCGCCCGAACUGGACGCCCGCAUCCUGGGAAUUCCGUACAAGCGGCGGCUGAGCACGAUGUACGUGAUUAUGCCCAACAAUUCGACUCGCGCGAAGCUGCUCGACCUGAUGGCCAAGCUAAACAGUGAAAACAUCAGUCAGAUGAUCAACAAUAUGACGAUCAAGACGACGAUUUUGCUCUUCCCCAAGAUGCACAUCGGCAAUACGCUCAACCUGAAGCGAGUCCUGGCGAUGCUGGGCGUACGGUCACUGUUUACCCCCGAUCGCAGCAACCUCACCGCCAUGGUGUCGGAACCGCCGAGCGACUCGGAGCUGUUCUUCAAUCGGUUACAGGACGUGACGUCAAUGCCUGGGUGGGAAGGACGACCGACUGUCAAUAUUCCACCGUAUGUCAGCAGCUCGAGCCCAAAGCAUGACCUGACGCAAGGACUCACAUUUUCGCGGGUGCAACCGAAUGAACCGGAUACUGACCUGGCCAGCGAUGAUGUUACCGGUACCCAGCCCGUAACGACAUCACUUCCCGAGACCCGGGAACAGGUGCGCCCGAAGCGUGACGUUAGCUAUAAGGCGCCGAGUAGCAAGCGAGGUCAGUCAGGGCCGCUUCGAAGCAAAGACUUCAUCCUAAACAAGCGCAUCGUCAAGGAGAAAGGACCGGUCGGCAAGAAGGGCCUACGAAGACGCAUGAAACGAGCCACGACCGAAGCCGCGAAGGCUCUGUAUGUGAGCAGCGCGAUCCAUCAGGUUGACCUGGACAUCAACGAAAUGGGCACGGAAGGCGGUGCGGCGACGGUCAUCACUCUGAACCGAUCCGGCUCCAGUGUUGUGUUCCGUGCGAAUGCACCGUUCUUGUUGCUGAUUCGUAACGAUCGCACGGGACUACCGCUCUUCUAUGGAGCGGUGUUCGAUCCAACGGGCUGAAACGGCCAGAGCGAGGCCGAGUGAGCCACUGCUGCCUAGAGGUAGCACGAGCGCGAUACUAUUUCCAGAUGGCCCAAUGGGCAAGCUUUUACGCGAUAAAACUGUUAGAGACACCUACUUAAUGGAAAUAAAGAUAAC
This is a messenger RNA of Anopheles cruzii, 2455 nucleotides long. RefSeq names its product serine protease inhibitor 28Dc-like. The record is from RefSeq and is a predicted model, not a curated record. Lineage: Eukaryota; Metazoa; Arthropoda; Insecta; Diptera; Culicidae. Bases 476 to 2317 code for a protein of 613 amino acids. The transcript is spliced from 3 exons. Gene Ontology annotation, molecular function: serine-type endopeptidase inhibitor activity.